Molecule: messenger RNA, 2021 nt
Organism: Oncorhynchus masou masou (cherry salmon)
Lineage: Eukaryota; Metazoa; Chordata; Actinopteri; Salmoniformes; Salmonidae
Product: TBC1 domain family member 22B-like
Exons: 14
Coding region: 117-1739 (540 amino acids)
Biological process (GO): activation of GTPase activity
Molecular function (GO): GTPase activator activity
Source: RefSeq, a predicted model, not a curated record
UCCAACAUGGCGGAGGGAACUGGGUGUAAAUAAACACUCGUUAGACGUUUUAAAAGCUAUAGCUAACAACACUCGCAUUUUUUUGUGUGUAUGACAUAUUGUACUGGGGAAGUAAAAUGUCAACUGACGGAAACAAGAAACAAUUCUGGAAAAGAAACACAGCUAAGGUCCCUGGCAGCAUACAACAUGUGUAUGGUGCUCAACAUCCUCCUUUCGACCCUCUUCUGCAUGCUAAUCUAAUCAAAGCGGGCAACAAGCCCCAGACGACACCGGGAGGGAAGUCAAAGAAAGCCACCACCUUCCAGGAGUUUGAGAGCAUCACCAGCGAUGCCUGGGACGUGGGGGAUGACGAUGACGAGCUUCUCGCCAUGGCCGCACAGAACCUCAACAUCGAGGUCGUCAUGGAAACAGCCAACAAGGUUAUCGAGAACCACAGCAAGCAGCAGGAGAAGCAGAGACAGGACGAUGCCGGCGCGUCAGAGCUGGAGGAGAGAGAGGAAGAGGACGCAAAUGAAGAAGAGGUGGAAGAAGAGGAAGAGCAGGGGGAGGAAGGGGAGGAAUCAACCCCUGAGGUGUCGUUUGCCUCUGAGCCCAGCCCGCUUGGCGAUGGCAGACUUGUGAAGUCACUGAGUGAGGCCCCCAUCGGAUCACCUAAGGAUGUGUCGCUCCACAGACAGCAGUCCCUGCCCCACCGGCCUACCAUCCCCAUGGUGGCUCGUAUAGCUGACCAGAACACCUCCGGGACCCCAGCCAUGACGGAGAGAGAGGCUUCUCGCCUGGACAAGUUCAGACAGGUCCUGGCUGGACCCAACACUGACCUUGAGGAAUUACGAAAGUUGAGCUGGUCUGGAAUUCCUCGCCAGGUUCGUCCAAUCACGUGGAAGCUCCUAUCGGGUUACCUUCCUGCCAACACAGAGAGGAGAGAGAGCACGCUACAGAGGAAGAGACAGGAAUACUUUGGUUUCAUAGAACAGUACUAUGACUCGCGCAAUGACGAGCACCACCAAGACACAUACAGACAGAUUCACAUUGACAUCCCGAGAACCAAUCCCCUUAUUCCUCUCUUUCAACAAGCUUCUGUCCAAGAGAUCUUUGAGCGUAUCCUGUUCAUCUGGGCGAUCCGCCACCCGGCCAGCGGCUACGUGCAGGGCAUCAACGACCUCGUCACGCCUUUCUUUGUCGUCUAUGUCUUUGAGUACAUCAAGGAGGAGGUGGAGAACUUUGAUGUGUCCAGCUUGCAGGAGGAGACUUUGCGGAACAUCGAGGCUGACAGUUUCUGGUGCAUGAGCAAGCUGUUGGACGGCAUUCAGGACAACUACACAUUUGCCCAGCCUGGGAUCCAAAGAAAAGUCAAGGCUCUGGAGGAGUUGGUCAGCAGGAUCGAUGAAACAGUGCACGUCCACAUGCAGCAGUAUGAAGUGGAGUAUCUCCAGUUUGCCUUCCGUUGGAUGAACAACCUGCUGAUGAGAGAGCUGCCGUUACGCUGCACUAUACGCCUCUGGGACACCUACCAGGCUGAACCAGAGGGAUUCUCUCACUUCCAUCUCUACGUGUGUGCUGCUUUCCUGGUGCGAUGGAGGAAAGAGAUUCUGGAUGAGAGAGAUUUCCAGGGUCUGAUGAUCCUGCUGCAGAACCUACCCACCAUGCACUGGGGCAACGAGGAGGUCAGCGUGCUCCUGGCCGAGGCCUACAGGCUGAAGUUUGCCUUCGCUGACGCCCCCAAUCACUACAAGAGAUGAGUCUGGCCCAUGUGGCCCCUGACAGUUAGCUACUGAACCCCUGACAGAGGCCCCCUGGAGGACGGAUGGACCCCCUCCUCGACUUUCUUGUCCCUCGGCAGUCCACGACCAUUGCUAAUAGUAGAUUAAAACAAAAACCACAUUUAGGUCCCAAAUGGCACCCUAUUCUCUACAAAGUGCAUUACUUUUGACCAGAGCCCCAAGUAGUGCAUUAUGUAGGGAAUAGGGUGCCAUUUGGGAAGCAUCCAACCAGUGCUUCUUGGUAUGUGUGUACCUUUCCAA